AUGACUGCCAAGAUUCUCUCAUGGCAUUUAGGGAUAGAGAAAACAUAUAUGUGGCUUCCAGAUGAUGAAAAAGACAGCAUGCUGAAGACCCUGGAUAGGUAUCAGAAGUGCAGCUAUGGUACAGAAGAAGUCAAUAAACCAGCCAAGGAGCUCGAGAGCAGCUACAGGGAGUACUUGAAAGUGAAAGCAAGAUUUGAGGCCCUACAACGAACUCAGAGGAACCUUCUUGGAGAGGACCUCGGACCUCUGAAUACAAAAGAACUUGAGCAGCUCGAGCGUCAGUUAGAGUCUUCAUUGAAGCAAGUUCGGUCAACUAAGACCCAGUACAUGCUCGACCAACUUGCUGAUCUUCAAAAUAAGGAACAUCUGUUGCUGGAAGCUAACAGAGCUUUGACAAUGAAGCUGGAUGAUAUAAGUGUAAGCAAUAGCCUCCGACCAUCAUGGGAAGGUGAUGAUCAGCAAAAUAUGUCCUAUGGCCACCACCUUGCUCAGUCUCAGGGGCUAUUCCAGCCUCUAGAAUGCAAUCCCACUUUGCAAAUAGGCUACGAUCAUGUUGGCUCAGACCAGAUAACUGCAACAACACAUGCAACCCAGCAAGUCCAUGGAUUCAUUCCUGGGUGGAUGCUUUGA
Messenger RNA from Dovyalis caffra, 630 nucleotides. Lineage: Eukaryota; Viridiplantae; Streptophyta; Magnoliopsida; Malpighiales; Salicaceae. The record is from the annotation of a GenBank genome assembly.